AUUUCUUUACAAGCAAGUCAAAUGAAAUGAAAACAUACCCUUCUCAUUUAACCUUUUCUCUGAUCCUCUCUAACAUGGUAUCCAGAGCCAACAGCUUUACAGCAAAACCCUAAUUCUUUUCUUUUCCUUCUAUGGCAAUUGUUAAUCCCCACCCUUCCGCACCCCAAUAUUUUUCAACCGCCAUCGCUUAGAAACUUGAUGAUUCAAAUUAUCUUCACUGGCGACAACAAAUCGAACCUGUUCUCAAAUCGCAUAAGCUUUAACGGUUCGUCGUUAAUCCUUUGAUUCCCUCCCGCUAUCUAAAUGAUGAUGAUUGUGCCAUUGACAAGGUCAAUCCUGAGUACGAAGCUUGGGAAGUUCAGGAUCAGAUGUUGUUGACCUGGCUUCAAUCAACUUUGUCAAAAUCAAUUCUCUCUCGUGUCAUUGGCUCCGUUCACUCCUAUCAAGUCUGGGAAAAGAUUCAUGAAUAUUUUCACACGCAAACGAAGGCAUGCGCCCGUCAACUCCGUACUGAUCUUCGUACUACUUCUCUUGAUGGUAAAACAAUGCGCGAGUUCUUGUCUCAGAUCAAGAACAUUGCUGACGAACUUGCUGGCGUAGGACAUCCUUUUCCUCUUGACGAAUAUGUUGAUGCGAUUUUAGAAGGUUUACCACAAGAUUAUGCCCCGGUGGUUUCUGUUAUUGAAAGUAAGUUUGCUACUCCUCCAAUUGCUGAGGUUGAAGCUCUUCUUCUUGCGCAUGAAUCUCGCAACAACAGAUUUUGCAAACAAUCCUUCUCUCCUUCUAUUAAUUACACUCAUGGGUAUGCUCGAGGCAGUGUAAAUCAUGGUGGUGGCAAUAGUGGUCGUCGUGGAGGUAGUUCUGGUAGAGGUCGUGGAGGACGUUUUGCAAACUUUCAAUGUCAGAUUUGCUUAAAAUAUAGUCAUACCGCCAAUAUUUGCUUUUAUAGAGCUGAUGCAAAUUAUCACCCUCAUGACUCUUUGGUUCUCUAUGAUCCUUCGACUCUGCAACCUGUGCAGGUCAAUUCCCCCCCAUCCAUCACCAAAACCUCUAAUUCUUGGGGGAAUCCCACCUCCAAGCAACCCAGUCAAGACACUAAUGUCAACUCGGUCACUCCCAGUGCUAUGCUAGCUAAUACUCCUUCUCAGGGUGCUGUCAACUCUACUUGGAUCCCUGAUUCCGGUGCUUCCUUCCAUGUCACUGGUGAGCCUCAGAAUGUACAUCAGCUUGGUCACUUUGAUGGCCCAGACCAAAUUUUCAUUGGAAAUGGUCAAGGUUUGCAUAUUAAUGGUUCUGGUUUCUCCUCCUUCUUGUCUCCUAUUAAAUCCAAUUUUUGCUUUAAAUUGAACGAUCUUCUUCAUGUUCCCUCCAUCACAAAAAAUUUGUUAAGUGUCAGUAAAUUUGCCAAAGACAAUUCAGUGUACUUUGAGUUUCACUCUCAUUGUUGUUUUGUGAAAUCUCAGGUGACCAAUGAAAUCUUACUUCAAGGAGUAGUUGGUUCUGAUGGACUUUAUUCCUUCUCAAAUUUAGAGCUUCAAGGCCCCUCUGUGUUGGUGUCCUCUUCAAUGGCAUCAUCUGUUGAUCCUGCUGUGUCUGCUUGUCCCAAUGCAGUUUCUAAUUCCACUAAUGCAAAUAAAUUUUCUGAUGUAUCUUUGACUCCUAGUUCUCACACUUUGUGGCAUACUAGGCUUGGUCACCCCAAUUCUCAUGUUCUUAAACUUGUUCUUAAUCAUUGUAAUAUUGCUCCAUCUAAUAGAAAUGGAUUUUCAUCCCCAUCCCCUCCC
This is a messenger RNA of Cajanus cajan (pigeon pea), 1784 nucleotides long. The record is from RefSeq and is a predicted model, not a curated record. Lineage: Eukaryota; Viridiplantae; Streptophyta; Magnoliopsida; Fabales; Fabaceae.